Molecule: messenger RNA, 1095 nt
Organism: Symbiodinium sp. CCMP2592
Lineage: Eukaryota; Dinophyceae; Suessiales; Symbiodiniaceae
Source: the annotation of a GenBank genome assembly
AUGGCGGAACCGCCUCGGGGCUCGUUCGCCGAGCUGGUCGCCCUGGCGCAACGGGCGGGCCACAUCGACGCCUUGGCAGCCGCGGGCGUCCUGCUGGCCGCCCCGCCGCCGCCAGCCGUGGUCACCGACUUGGCCCUGGUGUCGUCGGCCCAGGAUCCGGGAAGGCCGGACGUCCCUCGCCGGAGAGUGCCCUUGCGGGCGAACCUUCGGGCGGCCCUGGAUGCCCUGCUGCCGGCGAACCGCAAGCGGUCCGUCGAGGAGCUUCGCGACGGCUACCUGGCAGAAACCUCGAAAGGGCCCUACGCGUCCCGGCUCAAAACGUGGAUGGCCCUGUCCUACCAGGGCAAGGUCGAUCCUUGGCCGGUGUCCGCCGACACCAUUGAGGCCCUGGGGGCGGCCUUCAAGAAGGGGGGCUACCGCAGUGCCAAGGAGUACUUCUUGGCCGCCUUCCGCCACCAGGAGCACGACCUUGGGCUGGAGGUCUCGCCCGUCCUACGCCGCUUGGCCAAGAGGGCGGUGAAGUCCAUCGUGCGCGGCCUCCCUGGGACUCGUCUCAAGGAGGCCUUCCCCCUCGCCGACCUGGGCGCCCUCGUGACCUAUCGGUGCGACCUCGCCUUCGACCCGGCCGCCGUCCCCCACGCCACCGACGUCCUGGUCUUGGCCACGUGGUUUAUGCUCCGGGAGAUCGAAAUCGCCGGGGCACUCGUCGGCGAUGUGGUGCUCACCAAGCACGUGGCAGAGCGGAACAAGAUGCUGAAGCUGCUUCCACAGUCUGACGACUUGUUCGGAAGCGAUCAGCAGCUUUCGAGCUCGAGUUCGAAGAAGCGGAAGGCGAGCCAGCAGGCUGAGCAGGAGAAGGAGCACGUGGACAUCAAUAUAGGUGACGGCCGCACAGUCUGUGUAAGGGCAUGCACCAAGAAGUCUGAGGAUGUUCAGGUGUUGCUGGAGCCAGAGGCUUUGGACGUGGUCUUCUCUUACCUCACCAGUGAGCCCUUCGAGUUCCAGGCGGCGACUCGCAGCUAUGUCCGCAGUGGCAAGUUCAAGAAGGACAAGAAGAACCAACCCAGCGAAGACUCAGAGAAUGCGGAGGACUAA